GCUCAUCACUCCAGUCGAUCACGGUGGUAGCGUGUGGUUGUCGUGUGUUGCUGAAGACUUGGCACUUCUAUCUAUCUCUCUCUCAGUUUUCCCCUCGUUGACUCGAACGCUAUAAAUUGACAUUUACGUUGUGUUUACAUAACAACCGGAAUUUCGCGCCCGUUUUGGAUUAGUCCGCAUGAGCGAUCCUCUUAUACUUGGAUAACUUUGUCACACAUUUCAUUUUUCAUCAGUUUGGACGAUUUUAUUGUCGUUAUUAUGAAUAUCAAUAAAGUAAAUCAAUGAGCCAGCAACCAGUUCAAAUUAGGAGACGGAAUAGGCGGCCGAGAGUGAGGUGAUUAUGUAGUUACCAAGUGUGCGGCCGGUCACGCACAAUAUGUUGGCCAACGAUACGGCAACAGUAGUGGUGAUGACGGCAGGAAGGAUGUCUGCAGCAGCUAUGCCGAUGGCGGCCGUGGUCGAAGCGGAUCACGAUUUUUUAGGAUCGGUGACACACCAAAUCCGGUUAAUUGGCCACCUGGUCAAGUGUGCGGCAAUGAUAUUCAUCAUUGUAGCUGCGUUAUUUGGCAAUCUGUUAGUUAUGGUGAGUGUGAUGCGACAUCGCAAGCUCCGCGUCAUCACCAAUUACUUCGUAGUAUCUCUGGCACUGGCCGACAUGCUCGUCGCUAUAUUCGCCAUGUGCUUCAACGCUAGCGUCGAGGUGACCGGUUCUUGGUUAUUCGGCGUGUUCAUGUGUGACUUUUGGAACUCCAUGGACGUGUAUUUUUCAACUGUGUCGAUACUGCACUUGUGUUGUAUAAGCGUUGACAGAUACUACGCCAUUGUACAGCCACUUGACUAUCCGCUCAUCAUGACAAAGGCCCGUACCGUGGUCAUGCUCACUUUUGUCUGGGUGUCGCCAGUGCUCAUUUCAUUUGUGCCUAUAUUUGCCGGACUGUACACGACAGACGUUCACUGGUCUCAGAAAGACAAGAAUCCAGACGUGUGCGUGUUCACAGUGAACAAGAAAUACGCCGUCGUUUCCUCGGGCGUGUCGUUCUGGGUGCCUGGCGUCAUCAUGCUGUUUACAUACUAUAGGAUUUACCAAGAAGCCGACCGUCAAGAGAGGAUGCUCUACAGGAGUAAAGUAGCUGCUGCCUUGUUGAACAAGCACCUGCAGAUCAACGGAAUAAGUGCCCUCGGAGCGCUUUCCACGUCGGAAGCUGUUAAGGAUGUAGACGUGGAAACGGACCCAGACUCGGGUGCGUUCCGGCCAGCGGCUUCGAGUAACAAAAUGAAACGGGAGAGGAAAGCUGCUCGUACGCUUGGCAUCAUUAUGUCCGCAUUUUUGGCGUGCUGGCUUCCUUUUUUUACAUGGUACAUUAUGGGCUCAUUAUUGGAGGGUGACAAGUGGAUGCCCCGUUGGAUCACUGUCUUAGUGUUUUGGGUGGGUUAUUUCAAUUCAGCGUUAAAUCCACUGAUCUACGCGUAUUUCAACAGAGAAUUCCGCGUAGCGUUCCAAAAAACAUUGCAAAGCUGCUGGCCCCGAUCGCCACCCUGGUGCCCCCCGUGCUUGCGACGUCGUUACGACCAGACCCGCAUUGACACAACAACUCCUACUACCUUCGGUCAACAUGUGUGCUACAGUAAUGUAUCCGAAAUACAAUACAUGAAUCCGACUAUCAUUGGAAUGAUGGAAAUCGACAACGGUCAAAUAGAUCAGAAUGUCUUAUAAGUUAUAAUUAUAAUAGUAAAUUGUAAAAUAUAUUUAUAUGUAUUCAGGGUAAAUAAGAUAAUAAUCAUAUAAUUUUAUUCCGACGUGAUUAGGUAACAAUAUUAAGGAAGUUUAUCCAUAUUUACGCAUAUUAAAAAUUGAAUUAACAUUAAAUCAAAUAAAUCGAUUGGUUAAGCUCUUUAUUUCACAAAUUACGAAUAUAUCAAUUUUUUAUCAAAAAAAAAUUUUUUUUUUAUUUUAAAUAAGAUUAAAACUGAAUUCUGUUUUUAUUGCUGUCCAAGUUGUUUCACUAAAAAUAUAAAGCUGAAAGUUACACAGAGUGUUCAGUAAAUAAGGAAACAGGUAAAAUGUUAAAAACAAUGAGAACAAUAGAAACCCGUUUUCUUACUUACUGAACACUUUAUAUAUAAUUUACAUCUUUCAAAUUUCACUUCGAUUAUAUUUAAAAAUAUUCACGAGUACAGUAACGUACCUAGUGGGCUAAGAAGACGUUAGUCCUUCCUACUUGAAACGUUAUGAAUAAAAUAUAAACUAAGUGAAUCUACAAUAUGCUAUGCACAAUGCUAAUAAAAUAAACAUAGCCCGAUUUCCUCCAUCCUAUUUAAAAAUCCUUGGUACGCAAAUAUAGGAGUAUCUCAGUUGACGGUUAAAUUUUAGUUAGUUAAAAAGUAAGACUAUAAGCACUCAGCUAUAUAUGUAGAAAACAUAUAAAAAGAUUGUAAUAGUUUUAUAUGAAUAGUUUUAUUAUUAAGUGUUUUAUAAGGUGUUCAGUAAGUAAAGAAACGGAUUUUUAUUGUUCUCAUUGUAAUAACUGGCCCGUUUCCUUACUUACUGAACAUUAUGUAUAAAUAUUGACUUAAAUACUAGUAUAAUCGCAACACCAAAAAUGAACAACUACUGACAAAGAACUGUAAUAGAUGUCUUCAAGAUUUAGCGUAGGUAUUGAUAUAGCUUAUAAUUUCUCCAACCACCACGUACAUAUUUCUAUUGUUCUCGUUUGUAAAAAUUGAUCUGUUUCCUUAUUUUUUUAACACUCUGUAUAAUAAAUGAAGCCUAUUUCUCAUAAGCCACAACUUUUAAUUUGAGAUGUUUGAUUUAUAACAUGAUCAGGUAAUAUAUUAUUUACACUACAAGAAAAAUAAAAAUAAUAAUGAUGCACAUACACGAGCUAAUGUUAAAGUACAAAAUUAAUUUUAAUUAAUUAAUUGAAUUUAUUUAAUUAAAUGUACAAAAGCAUCAAUUUAUUUUAUAAUGCUAUGUAUUGUAAGAGGUAACGAAGUCUAUAAUAAAUUUUAAUUAUAGCAAUAAUUUAUAGUAGAGUUAGAUCAACUAUAGCAAUGAUUUUAUAAAAAUGAUUAGUAUUAAUUAUACUAAUUCUAUGCUUACCAAUAAACUCGAUAAUAUUAAGAUUUUUUUAUAAAUUUAUAAGUACAACAUUAGUCUUUUAAUUUUAAUGAGCAUUGUUCCUAAAAUUUUGAUCUAAGUCAUUGUAAAUUGUUAAAUUGUAAAUAUAUUUAUAUAAUAUUUUUAGAACCCUUUAUAAAUUACCGUCCAAGUGCACAUUAAAUAUAUACUAAUUGUUUUUUAUUGUAAAUAAAGGAAAAGCUUGUAUACCAACUAAACUUACACAUGAUAUAAUUUUAAUACCAGAGAUGGUAUUUGAGGUGUAUUUGUCCUACCGUAUUAGAAAAAAUUUCGACCUACAUCGUUACGUUUAUCGGCCUAAAUAAUUUUUUCAAGAACUUUUUUUUCUCAUAAAUUCAGUUAUUUGAGACUAAUUUAAUCAUUUAGAACAUUAGGAUGUUCUAAUGUUAUAAACCCGUACUUUUUUUAAUUAUAAAAAGUAAGCUCCUUGAUCAAUAUGCUUAAAUUUUUCUAGCCCUUCUAAACAUUUUACCAAUUAACUAUCUAUGGAUUCAUGUUAAAUAUUCGUAUUUAACUGUUUAAUGUACAAUUUAAUAAAAUAAUUGUGGUCGCGGCACCUUCUUAAUACUCGGGCGCUUUUUGGUCGUAGGCACAAUGUUUUCGAAAUACUGUGCUGUAGUACAGUAGCCAAUGGGCUAGUACGCCCUUGAUUGCAAUUGUUUAUCAAUAAAACUAUUACUCACCUAAGUUUUAACUGAGUACCUAAUAAUUGUAUCUUAUUUAUACGAACAGAUAUAUUUAAAGUUAUAAAUAAUUGUAACAUACAUGUAAAAAAUAAUAAUUAAAAAUCUAUAAGUGUUUAAUUUAUUUUCAAAAUAUAUUGUGUUUGUGUGCUAUAUUUUCCGAUUGUAUUCCUGUAAUUCAACUAAUGUUGAAUAUAUAUAGUUUAAAAAAUGUUUGUUAAUAUUUAAUAAGUUGAUUUCUUUUAACUUGUCGUUAA
This is a messenger RNA of Daktulosphaira vitifoliae (grape phylloxera), 4079 nucleotides long. RefSeq names its product octopamine receptor beta-1R-like. The record is from RefSeq and is a predicted model, not a curated record. The transcript has 4 exons. Gene Ontology annotation, molecular function: octopamine receptor activity; adrenergic receptor activity. Gene Ontology annotation, cellular component: membrane. The coding region runs from base 377 to 1714 and encodes 445 amino acids. Gene Ontology annotation, biological process: adenylate cyclase-activating adrenergic receptor signaling pathway. NCBI's taxonomy places the organism in Eukaryota, Metazoa, Arthropoda, Insecta, Hemiptera, Phylloxeridae.